Molecule: messenger RNA, 6985 nt
Organism: Centruroides sculpturatus (bark scorpion)
Lineage: Eukaryota; Metazoa; Arthropoda; Arachnida; Scorpiones; Buthidae
Gene: Mi-2
Product: chromodomain-helicase-DNA-binding protein Mi-2 homolog
Exons: 38
Coding region: 71-5614 (1847 amino acids)
Biological process (GO): negative regulation of transcription by RNA polymerase II; chromatin remodeling
Cellular component (GO): chromatin; nucleus
Molecular function (GO): chromatin binding; histone binding; ATP binding
Source: RefSeq, a predicted model, not a curated record
UGAUGGAGAAGGUGAUGAUGUUGAUGAUGAUGGAGAAGAUGAAGGAACAAUUCCUGAUGAUCAAGAAGAUAUGGAAGAAGAUAUGGAAGUAAAAGACGAAGGAGAACCAGAAAUGGAAGAAGAAGAACAAAGUAUUGAACAGCCUGAAGAACAAGAUGUUCCACAUGUUGAUGAUGAAAUUGAUGAAGAGGAAGAAGUAGAAGAAUUAGAAGAACCUGAAACCCCUCCAAAACCAAAGAAAGAAAAAGGGAAAAAGCGCAAAACAAAAGGCGAUGGUGAACGAAAGAAAGGAAAGAAGAAGAAGAAAAAGAAAGUCAUGUCUGACAGUGCUGAGGAUAGUGACAGUAAUUUACUUGGAGUCCAUUCAGACAAUGAUAGUGAUUAUAUUGUGGAAAGUAGAAAGGCCAAGAAACCGAAAUUGGAAAAGCCUCAAAAAAGUUCUGCAGAAAUAUGUGAAGAAAUGGGAUUACAAGAUGUUGAAUUAGAAUACACUGAAGCAGACUAUCAGAAUCUUACAAAUUAUAAACUGUUUUCACAGCAUAUAAGACCAAUUAUUGCUAAAGCUAAUCCAAAAAUAGCAAUUUCUAAAAUGGUUACUUUAAUAUCAGCAAAAUGGAGAGAAUUUCUUGAUAAUAAUCCAAAUCGCGAGGCAAUUCAAGAAGAGGAGGAAAAAAUGACAACUACCAAAACUAAAUCAAAAGAAGAUGAACGUGGUAUGAAAAGUAAAAAGUCAAAAGGAAAGAAAUCAGUACCACUAUUAAAGAUUAAGAUUGGUGGUUUUGGUAAAAGAAAGAAACAAAGCUCAGAGGAUGAAGACAGUUUUAGUGAUAAAAGUGAUGCAGAUUUUGAAGCAGCACUUGAAGAAGCACAGAAUAUGACACCACCACCAAAAAGUGAAACACGAAAGAAAAGUAAGAACAAGAAACCAAAGAAAAAGAAAAAAACAAAGACGACGUCCAGUUUUCCAGGAUCUGAUGCAGAAAAUGAUGGUUAUGAGACUGAUCAUCAAGAUUAUUGUGAAGUAUGUCAGCAAGGAGGGGAAAUAAUAUUAUGUGAUACCUGUCCACGAGCAUAUCAUUUAGUUUGUUUAGAUCCAGAUUUAGAAGAGCCACCUGAAGGAAAAUGGAGUUGUCCUCAUUGUGAAGGGGAAGGUAUUCAGGAACAGGAGGAGGAUGAGCAUAUGGAGUUCUGCCGUGUCUGUAAGGAUGGUGGAGAAUUGCUAUGCUGUGACAGUUGUCCUUCCGCAUACCAUACUCAUUGUCUCAAUCCUCCAUUAAAAAACAUUCCGGAUGGUGAAUGGCACUGCCCUCGCUGUUCGGUGGAACCGUUAAAAGGAAAGGUUGCAAAAGUGUUGACUUGGAGAUGGGCUGAAAUUCCAAAAUCUGACGACGAAAUUACCAAGAAAGAUGAUGGGAAUAAAGACGAUCUGACUGGAGUUCAACCGUCGACAAGUAAAAAAAUACAACCGAAACCUCAGAGAGAGUUUUUCGUAAAAUGGCAAGAUAUGUCAUAUUGGCAUUGUUCUUGGGUUUUAGAAUUGCAGAAUAUUCCUGCAAAAAGUGAAUUUAUUGUCAGAGUGGAUUUAACUCCCCUUCAAAAGAAAUAUUAUAAAUUUAUUCUGACAAGAAAUUUUGAAGCAUUAAAUGCUAAGGGUGGAGGACAUCAAGUUUCUUUGUUAAAUAUAAUGAUGGAUUUAAAGAAAUGUUGCAAUCAUCCCUAUUUAUUUCCUGGAGCUGCACAGUAUAGAACAUUAAAAGAUGGACGAACAAUGUAUCUAGUUAAAUGGAGAGAUUUACCAUAUGACCAAGCAUCGUGGGAAUUUGGUGAUAAUUCAGGGGAGUUUGAAAUUCCAGAUCUGCAGAAAGCUAUUAACUUCUAUUGGGACCUAAGAAAUGCAGCAGAAUUUGGCAUUGGCAAGAAACCAACUUCUGGUAAGACCAAAGGUAAUAAAGGGAAAAAGUCAAAAGAAAAGGAUAUAAAGGAUGAUGAUAAGGAUGGAAAACGCAUGACUCCACCUCCAGAGAAACCUACUGUUGAUCCAAAAAAGAAAUAUGACAAACAACCUCCAUUUAUUGAUGUUACUGGAAAUGAAUUGCACCCAUAUCAAUUGGAAGGUGUUAAUUGGUUAAGAUUUUCUUGGGCAAAUACCACUGAUACCAUUUUGGCAGAUGAAAUGGGACUUGGUAAAACCAUCCAGACUAUUGUCUUCCUUUAUUCAUUGUACAAAGAGGGUCAUUGUCGUGGCCCAUUUCUUGUCAGUGCACCAUUAUCCACAAUUAUUAAUUGGGAAAGAGAAUUUGAAGCUUGGGCUCCUGACUUUUAUAUUGUAACUUAUGUAGGAGAUAAAGAUAGUAGAGCAGUUAUUAGAGAACACGAAUUAUCAUUUGAAGAAGGUGCAGUAAGAAGUGGAAAUAAAGCUUCAAAAAUAAGGAAAGACUGUCCUGUAAAAUUCCAUGUUUUAUUGACAUCAUAUGAAUUAGUAUGUAUAGAUGCUGCAACAUUAGGUUCUGUGGAAUGGCAAGUUUUAGUAGUUGAUGAAGCCCAUAGAUUAAAAAACAAUCAAUCCAAGUUCUUUCGGAUACUUAAUUCGUAUAAAAUAAAUUAUAAGCUUUUAUUAACUGGAACACCUCUUCAAAAUAAUCUUGAAGAAUUGUUUCACUUAUUGAACUUUCUAAAUUCGGGCAGAUUCAAUGAUCUCCAGGGCUUCUUAAAUGAAUUUGCAGAUUUAACAAAAGAAGAACAAGUAAAAAAAUUACACGAUUUGCUGGGACCACAUUUAUUGCGUCGUUUAAAAGCGGAUGUUCUAAAGAAUAUUCCUGCAAAAAGUGAAUUUAUUGUCAGAGUGGAUUUAACUCCCCUUCAAAAGAAAUAUUAUAAAUUUAUUCUGACAAGAAAUUUUGAAGCAUUAAAUGCUAAGGGUGGAGGACAUCAAGUUUCUUUGUUAAAUAUAAUGAUGGAUUUAAAGAAAUGUUGCAAUCAUCCCUAUUUAUUUCCUGGAGCUGCACAGGAAGCUCCGAAAUUACCAAAUGGAGCAUAUGAAGGGAGUGCACUAACUAAAGCAUGCGGGAAACUAUUACUCCUACAAAGUAUGCUAAGGAAGUUACACUCGGGUGGUCAUAGAGUGCUUAUCUUUUCGCAGAUGACUAAAAUGUUGGAUAUCUUAGAGGACUUCUUAGAACACGAACUAUACAAAUAUGAAAGAAUAGAUGGAGGUGUUACAGGCACUCAACGACAAGAGGCAAUUGAUAGAUUUAAUGCACCUGGAGCACAGCAAUUUUGUUUUUUACUUUCAACCAGAGCAGGUGGUUUAGGAAUUAAUUUAGCAACUGCUGACACAGUUGUAAUUUAUGAUUCUGAUUGGAAUCCACACAACGAUAUUCAGGCAUUUAGUCGUGCUCAUAGAAUAGGUCAAGCAAAUAAGGUUAUGAUAUAUCGGUUUGUGACAAGGGCAUCUGUAGAAGAACGUAUUACACAGGUGGCUAAAAAGAAAAUGAUGUUGACUCAUUUAGUAGUACGACCUGGACUAGGAAGCAGAGCAAACACAAUGUCUAAACAAGAAUUAGACGAUAUAUUAAGGUUCGGUACCGAACAAUUAUUUAAAGAUGAUGACGGCAAAGAGGAUCUUAUUCAUUACGACGAAAAAGCCAUUGAUGGAUUAUUAGAUCGUACAAAAGAGGGAAUUGAACAGAAAGAAUUGUGGGCAAACGAAUACUUAAGUUCUUUCAAAGUUGCUGCUUAUGUAACAAAGGAAGCAGAAGAAAAAGAACCAGAGACUGAAAUUUUAAAACAAGAAGUUGAAUCGGCAGAUCCUGCAUAUUGGGAAAAGCUUCUUAGGCAUCACUAUGAACAGCAGCAAGAAGAUAUGGCUCGUUCUCUCGGUAAAGGAAAGAGAGUUCGUAAACAAGUUAAUUAUAAUGAUGCGAUGGGACCGCAGGACGAUUCGACGUGGCAAGAUAACUUAUCUGAUUAUAAUUCAGAAUUUUCUGUACCAUCGGGUAGGUUUUCAUUAAAAUGGCUGGUUAGAGACUUGCGAGGAAAGUCUGAAAAGAAUUUCAAAGCUUACGUUUCUUUAUUUAUGCGCCAUUUGUGCGAGCCGGGAGCAGAUAAUUCCGAAACAUUUGCUGACGGUGUUCCUAGAGAAGGUUUAUCUCGUCAACAUGUACUUACUCGUAUAGGUGUGAUGUCUCUUAUUAGGAAAAAGGUCCAAGAAUUUGAGCACAUAAAUGGACUUUGGAGUAUGCCAGCAGAAGAUCUACAAUCAAGAAGUGGUGGUGAUGGAAAUCAAGUAAUUUCCCCAAUGAUUCCUGGGUUAGGUCAGACAAUUUCGACACCAAAUGAUAGUAAAGCAUCGACUCCUGCAUCUACUCCCGCACCUACUCCCGCUCCCAUAACUGAAGAAGGUGGAAAAGAUGAAGAAGAUAAAUCUAUAAAAAUGGAAGAAAAUGUAAACGAAACAAAAGAAAUUAAUUCAGAAACUGAAGGAGAAAAGAGAGAGACUAAACUUGAAGAGGAGGAUUCAGAAGAGAAAGAUGAAACAAUGGAAAUGGAAGAACAACAAGAAAAAGAUGAUCAAAAGAAUGACGCAGAAGAGAGUGAAAAAGAAAAAGAAAUAAUUGAAAUCAAGAAAGAACCGUCAGAUAAAGACAAAGAAGAGAAAGACGACGAUAAGACCAAAGAUAUCGAAACCAAAGAUCAGUCGCAGUUAGAUCAAUUAGAUCAGCAACAUAAUAAGCCAAAACGCAAAUUUAUGUUUAACAUUGCAGAUGGCGGAUUUACAGAAUUGCACACGCUAUGGCAAAACGAAGAGAGGGCGGCAGUUCCCGGAAGAGAAUACGAAAUUUGGCACAGAAGACACGAUUACUGGUUGCUCGCCGGAAUCGUGAAACACGGUUACGGUCGUUGGCAAGACAUACAGAACGAUCCAGUGUUUGCCAUCAUCAAUGAGCCGUUUAAAAUGGAUGUGGGAAAAGGAAAUUUCUUAGAAAUCAAAAAUAAAUUCCUUGCAAGAAGAUUUAAGUUACUGGAACAAGCAUUAGUCAUCGAAGAACAAUUACGGAGAGCUGCUUAUUUAAAUCUUGCCCAAGACCCCAGUCAUCCAGCAAUGGCCUUAAAUGCAAGAUUUGCAGAAUUAGAAUGUUUGGCUGAAUCUCAUCAACAUCUAUCAAAAGAGUCACUAGCUGGAAAUAAACCAGCUAAUGCUGUAUUACAUAAAGUUCUGAAUCAAUUAGAAGAACUUCUGAGUGAUAUGAAAUCAGAUGUCAGCAGGUUACCCGCCACCCUUGCCCGAAUACCGCCCGUGGCGCAACGUCUCCAGAUGUCCGAACGCGGGAUACUGUCACGUCUCACGGGGCAGCCUCAACCAGGCUUUCCCACUUCGGCACCCCCACCCUUUGCAGGAACCACAUACACCCCUUACAGGGGCCAGUUUUCAGUACCCCAGCCCCUCCUGCCACAGACUGCCUUUCCUGGAGAUGAUGAACUAACGGCAGCAGGAGGACCAGGCCCAAUGGAUGUGCUGCAAACGAGCUGUGCCAUCCCAAUCUCUCCUCGAAAUACACCCGUUUGGACAGCAACUUGGGACACAACCAGUAGACACGCAGCCUCGCAUCAUUAAAACCCUUGGAAACGUGGCCGAGGACUCGUCUCUGAAAUCAUCUAAAGCCAAAAACACAAGUUACUAAUUCAGAUGUGAUCUGUAUCGCCGAACUAACUUAUUUAUUACUGUCUUCUGAUCCGAAAACAAAACGGUGAUACCAACGUGUCGACUCUGCUGCACGAUGGCCACGGUGUGAUAUAGACUCCUAUCGGUUGUCCAUUUUAUUGUUAUAUCUGCAUGUGGAUAUAUUCAACGUUCAUAAAAAGUAAUCACAACUUCAAAUCACCGGGUUUUACCAUACAAAACUGGAGAUACCACGUGAAAGAAUCGAGAAGAUGGACGAGGUCGCUUGCUCAAUAUGCCGAAAUAUUUUGGAGCGUUCUGCUCACGUCUCAAUAAUAGUAAUACUUUAUGUGGUGGCUUGCUUUUUAUUGGUGCUCCGUGUGUUGUCUCUUCUUUUUUCGGAAAUAGUUGGAACGUAUAUAUAUAUAUAUAUAUAUAUACCCAAAGAAGGUGUGUGUGGCAGAGAAUAACGAGUGAACUGUAGAUAAACAGGAGCCCAAGGCUCCGAUGAUGGAAGAGACGGUUUUCAAAUAAGACAGAAAACUGUUUUCAAGGCAUUGUUUAAAACAUAUGCUUUUUGUAUUUGUACACAAAAUUGUGGUUCUCAACUCGGACAGAUCACUUAAUGAUUCACAAAUGACAGUGCCAUGGCUGUAAGUCAAAUCGAUUUUUAAAAAACCCUCGAGGUUGUCAGUAGUAAUGUAUUGGUAAUUUGUGAUGUACAGAAACUUACUUGUGUGUAAACGUGUUUAUGUACUCGUAUCAGAUUUUCAGGCUGUUAAAUGCCAAAAACUCCAAAGAGAUUAGUAUCCCCAAGUGUAGUUCCUAUGAUUUCUUGUACAGUACGUUUGGCAGCAUGUGUCGAUUGAUAGAAGGAAAACCAGUGGGAUCUCAGACUAUGUAGAAGCUACCAACUGUGAUGACGAGACAAAUCAUGGUGCUGGUAUCUGUUUUCGCUAAGUAUUUACGUGUCUCAUAAUUCAUGUGAUAUGCCAAGCAUUCAUCUAGAACAGCAGUUGAUUUCAAAGAACAGUUUCUCACUUUCCAAAAAAUGAUCUGGCCAUUAGAAAUACAAACAUACAAUGUAUUCACUUUUACAGUGUUUUUGAAAGCUUAUUUGCAGAGGAAUCUUUAACGGAACAUUUUACAUCUUCUAUAGAACAUGAUUUGACUAUUUAGUUUCUAAAGCCAUACCGUUAGAUGAAAUUUUCAUAGUUUUUCAUCCAUGUAUUUGCACGUAUGGUAAUCGUGAGUUGUGAAUCUAUUUUUUGAAUUUUCACUUGCACAUUUGUAGCUGUGAUCUAAUAAAACACCAUUCCAAUUUAA